UGCGGUAAGAUGGCGGCGGUGUGGGAGCGGAGCCUGUUGGAGAUCGGCGGCGCCGAGCGGGACCUCCCGGCCUGGCGGGAGGUGCGGGCCGACCUGGGUGUGAAUGCGAUCCCAGGAGUGAAGUACUCCGAUAGUGCCGGUGGAUUCUUCUAUGAAGAAAAUGGGAAGGUGCAAUCUGUCACCAGAAAUCGGUUCAUACACUGGACCAGCUCUGGUGACACCCUGCAACUGAUAGAACAGUCUUUGGAUACCAACCUCCUCAACAACACCGUGCGCCUGAAGUUCCUGAACUGUCACGUGCUGCCGGGUGGAGUUCACGUGCACGAGACUCACGACCGUGUGACUUUACUCAUUGCCACCAACCAGACCGUGCACAGGAUUGUACUCCCCCACCCCUCCCGCAUGUACCGAAGUGAGCUGAUCAGUGAAGGUCACAUCCAGUCCAUCUUUACCGAUAUUGGGAAGCUGAACCUGCGUGAUCCAGCGCACAGCUUUUUGAUUCCUGGUGUCCCCGGCCACACUGUUAACUCAACGGCGUCAGCAACCUGGCUGAAUAGUGACGGAGAGGCCCUGUUUGCGCUGGCUUCUGCAUCUGGAGGGAUUCUGAUAAUCCAGCUUCCCGAGCAAGAUACUGCAGGCUCUGCAGCUUUACUGGAAUUGAAGCAAAGCUCCGUCAUGCAAAGGCUGCUCACAGGAUGGAUGUCAACCGCUAUCAGAGGUGAGCAAGGUCCCUCAGAUCUACCUGUCAGCCUUGCGGUUCAGGUCUUGGAACAUGAUGCAUUUAUCUUUGCUCUGUGUCAGGACCAUAAACUACGACUCUGGUCCUACAAGGAUCAGAUCUGCCUGAUGGUUGCGGACAUGCUGGCAUUCAUGCCGGCCAGUAAGGAGCUACGACACACCGGCAGCCUGGGUCACAAGCUGCGUUUGGCGUAUUCCUCUUCCGGCUUCUUCCUGGGGGUCUAUCUGCACUGCCCCAAACGUGGACAGUUUUGUGUCUUCCAGCUGGUGUGCUGCAUUGAGAGUAACCGCUACAGUCUGGAUCAUAUCUCGACUCUCUUCUCCACGCAGGAAACGCUCGUGGAUUUUGCCCUCACUCCCACCGAUAUCUGGGCCUUGUGGCAGGAUGAAGAUAACCAGACCAAUGUUAGAUACAUUAACUUUGAGCAUAACCACGCUGGCCAGUGGAACCAGGUCUUCAUACAGCCUGUUGCUGAUGAAGAAUUGCAUGUGCCAGAGGAUCAGGACCCUAAGGAAACCUACCUGGAAUACCUCUUUGCCCCUGGCCGUUUUACCCCUCAGGCCCUGCUGAAAGCUCUCCAGAUAUAUUGCCGAGGGGCAGACAGAAUCCUGGACCCAUCGAUGGAGGGACUGAAGAAGGAAGUGACACUGGCUGUGGAAAAUGCGAUUCAGAGCAGUGUGACGGAGUACGAGUUCUCGCAGGAAGUGUACCGUCAGCUGCAAGUGGAGUUCUGGUCCAAGUUCUACGCCUGCUGCUUGCAGUACCAAGAGGCCUUGGCACGCCCCUUGGCAUUGCUUGUCAAUGUUCACACCAACAUGGUGUGCCUGCUGAAAAAGGGAUUUAUGUCUUUCAUGUUUCCCUGCCUCACCAUCGAUCACCUCUACAUGUCUUCUGAUGAGGGCCUUUUUCUAGAAGAUGAGUGUUCCCUCACAGAUGAUCCAGAGGUGGCACGGGACCUGCUUCAAUUAGUACAGUGCCUUAGGCUGGUGGGAGACUCCGUCACUAUGGAAAUGGCCUCGUUAAUGGAAACAGCAGUGAGCCACCUACAGCCCCCCGAGAAAGCGGCGGAGCAGAUCCUGGAGGACCUUCUGGCCAGAGACACAGAGACGCACAUGGAGCUGCAGAGUAAGCUGCAGGAUAUCCGUAACCCCGGGACCAUAAUCCAGCUGCUGCUGCGGGAAAUGGACCUCGAGGGCGACCUGGAGGCAGGCAAUGGCCAGCCUCUGCACAUCCGAAUGAACAUGGCCCAGUUUUACGGCAGCAACGUUGCCAUUAAUGUCGUCUGUGAGGCUGCGUACCACAUGUCCAUGACUCGCUUCCUUAUCUGCCGUGACCUGCUGAUUCUGCAGCAGCUAAUGCUUCACCUUGGAGACGGUGUGAGUUUGGGAGCUGGUGGCUAUCUCCUGCAGCUCCAGCAGGAACUCAUUCCUCGGACAUCGCUCCUCGUGUGCUCCUACUAUGUGAUGAGAUGGGCUUGUCAAUCCCUGGCUUCAGCAGUGCCUGUUGACACUUUGGAAUCGAACCUGCGACAGUUAUCAGUUUUAGAGCUGUCAGACUCUAAUGCCCUAACAUCACAGCGUGCAGCCAGCAGCCUACGUACGGUGGUAGAGUUGUUCUACCAACAGGUGGCCAGAAAACACAUUCUUUCCCGGCUGUUGUCCCAGGAAAAUAGUCCUUUAAGUCAGUCGACGAUCAACUGGGCACAGAUUGGCAUUGCCUUUACAAAUUACCUCCUCCAGUAUUUAUGGCCAAAUAACACCAGUUUUCUGUUUCCGGAGUUUCUCAUGGGACACUGCCAGUAUGUACAGCUUCAGGAAUAUGUACGCCUAUUGCAACCUUGGUGUGAAGUUAAUGUCGGCUCACGGCGGUUCGUGCUGGGACAGUGUUACCUGGCCACAGGUGAAGGGUACAAGGCUCUGGAGUGUUUCUGCGACGGUGCUGCAGCAGUGGGGAGGGAGGAGUUCCUGGACAGACUGAUCCGCGUGGAGGACGAGGAAGCCGCCUCCAAUCCCAGAGUGCAGUAUUACAACAAGGUCCUCCGUUUACUGGAAGACAUGGGGCUACCAGAGCUUGUUCUGCAGCUAGCGGCGAUUGCAGUGACUGAGGCAAGAGAUGACUGGAAGAUUCUGGCCAUGCUGUGGACAAAGAUUUUCAAGCAUCACUUGGACCUGGGUCACAAUCAUCAGGCUUAUGAGUCACUAACCCAGAACCCGGACAACAGCAGACAGCUUGACUGCCUGCGUCAGUUGGUGGUGGUUCUCUGUGAGCGCUCCCAGCUUCAGGACCUGGUGGAAUUUCCUUACAUCAACCUUCACGAUGAGGUUGUUGGAAUCAUCGAAUCUCGUGCCCGGGCUGUGGACCUCCUGACCCACAACUACUACGAGUUGUUGUACGCGUUCCAUGUCCAGCGACACAACUUCAGGAAAGCUGGGACAGUGAUGUUCGAAUAUGGAAUGCGUCUGGGCCGAGAAGUCCGCUCUCUCCAAGGUCUCCAGAAGCAAGUGCACUGUUAUCUGGUGGGGAUAAAUUGUUUGCGGCAAAUCCGACCAGAGUACGCCUGGAUUGUGCGGCCAGCCUCCGGAGCCAUGUACGAGCGCCCCGGGGCGUCGCCGAAGAGGAGCCACGACGGGGAGUACACCGCCACGCAAGUCUGCCGUCAGAUUGACAUUGUGGAGUUGAAGGACUUGGAGAAAGAGUACAUGUUGGCCCGUACUCGACUGGACCUCGUAAAGCACGAUCCAUCAUCUGCAGCAGUAGCUGGGAAUGCCUCAGCUGAGGAGAUCGUGGCCUUGCUCGUCCAAGUGGGGCUCUUUGAUACGGCCAUCUCCCUGUGUCAAACCUUCAAACUCUCGCUCACCCCCAUCUUCGAAGCACUUGCCUUCAAAUGCAUUAAACUGCAGUUCAGUGGUGAGACAACGCAGUCUGCCGCCUGGGACUGGCUGAAAACAAAUCAGAUGCCUUCCGUGAUUGCAACAAAGGAAUCUAGUGCCACUAAUGAAGCCUGGAGGUUGCUGUCCUCCUAUCUUGACCGCUACCAGUCUAGCAGUUCACAGUACCAUCACUGUGUAAUCAACAAACUCCUGUCACAUGGAGUGCCACUUCCCAACUGGCUUGUUAACAACUACAAGAAAGAGGAUGUGGCUGGACUCCUGCGUCUAUACCUGAACUACGACCUGUUGGAGGAAGCGGUGGACCUGGUGCUGGAGUACAUCGAUGCAUUAAUGGGGAAGGGGCACCAGUACUUCGGCAUUGAGGUGAGCGUGGAGCAUGCCUGUGGGAUUGGGUAUGUGGCAGUUGCAGGGAAUCCCCUUCCAGGCCAGUGUAAGAUGAUGCACUACUGA
Pristis pectinata (smalltooth sawfish) is the source of this 4080-nucleotide messenger RNA. It is a transcript of the gene nup160, whose product is annotated as nucleoporin 160. Gene Ontology annotation, molecular function: structural constituent of nuclear pore. The record is from RefSeq and is a predicted model, not a curated record. Lineage: Eukaryota; Metazoa; Chordata; Chondrichthyes; Rhinopristiformes; Pristidae. The transcript is spliced from 34 exons. The coding region runs from base 10 to 4080 and encodes 1356 amino acids. Gene Ontology annotation, cellular component: nuclear pore.